AUGCAGCAGACGAAUGGCAUAGCGCCGCUUGAUGCUUUAGACUCCGUGGACUACGACCCCAUCGACCACCUCAAUACUCUCUUCUCACAUCCGACUACCCUCUCGGCAGUACCUCAAGUCGGGACUGCACUACGGCGCCACCAAGAUGAACUCGACCACGACAUCUCCACGCUUGUUAGGACCCAAACGGACCCGGACGCAGACAGCAUACAACGCAUACAAGAUGCCAAAGCAGAGCUGGAACAGUUGUUUGCGAAGAUCGAGGGCGUGCGGGCGAGAGCGCUUGAGGCGGAGCGGACGAUCACAGAGAUGACGGCGGAUAUCAAGCGGCUGGACAGCACGAAGAAAAACCUUACACUCUCAAUGACAGCAUUGAAGAGGCUGCAAAUGCUCACGACCGCGUACGAGCAGCUCCGAGGCUUGAGCCAUUCUAGGCAGUAUCGAGAAUGUGCGCAUCUGUUACAGGCCGUCAUACAGCUUAUGGCACACUUCAAGAGCUAUAGGAGUAUAGACCAGAUUGCAGCUUUGAGCAAGAAUGUAGCAGAUGUGCAGCGAGAGCUUCUGGAGCAGGUGUGCGGAGACUUUGAGGUCACGUUUGCCAAGGGCGAGGUGCAGCAGAAGAGGGGUGUGCUAGCUGAGGCUUGCCUGGUGAUGGAUGCUUUGGGCGACCAGGCGAGGUCGAGACUGGUGACGUGGUAUUGCAAUACUCAGCUGCGAGAGUACCGGCAGGUGUUUCGUGGCAAUGAUGAGGCGGGGUCUCUGGACAAUAUUGCUAGGAGGUACAGCUGGUUCAAUCGCAUGCUUAAGACUUAUGAUGCUGAACAUGCGAUCUUAUUCCCGCCACAGUGGCGAGUGAAUGAGAUGCUUGCAAACGCUUUCUGUGAGACUACGAGGGACGACUACAAGGGCAUUCUGCAGCGGUCGAUGAGGAGGACAGAUGGCCAGCCACCGGAUGUGAAUCUACUGCUGUCCUGUUUGCAGGAGACGCUGGAUUUUGAACACAGCCUUGAGCGGCGUUUUGCCUCAGGAGAGUCAAGAUCAUCCAUCGAUACGAUCACGUCCAGUGAAGAAAAAAGGCAUGGCUUCAGUCAAGCCAUUUCCGAGGCAUUCGAGCCAUAUCUCAGUAUCUGGGUUGAAUCGCAGGACAAGCAGCUUUCUACGCUGAUACCCAAGUACCGACAACAGCCGAUAAAAGCGGCAGAUGAGGAGUUCCAUGCUCAGCUUGUGAUACCUUCUUCUACCGAGCUCUUUCAUCACUACCGGGUCACGUUCGCACAGUGCGCUAAGCUAUCGACCGGCACUAGACUACUGGAGUUGUCACAGACAUUUGGCAGAUAUCUGGACGCCUACUCACAACAAGUGCUGUUCUAUCAUCUGGCUGAGAAGACAGGCGGCCCAUCCGUGGAAGGCGCAGUCAUUGUACUCAACACCGCCGACUACUGCUACCAAACUACCAACCAGCUCGAGGAGAAGAUCAAGUCCCGUAUUGAUGACGACCUACAGGACAAAGUCGACAUGCAGUCACAAGCCGAUGCGUUCAUGGGUGUGGCUUCAGCUGCUGUGCGAGCACUCGUGCACAAGACUGAGAUCGACUGCGAGCCUGCAUGGCGAGAGAUGCGAGCAGUACAGUGGAGCAAGAUGGACAGUGUUGGUGACCAGAGCGGCUAUGUCUCCAUCCUUCUGCAACGAGUGAAAGAUCGCAGCAAAGAGAUUCUGCGCUACCUACACAAGCCGCAAUAUGCACGCGCUUACUGCGACAACCUUGUGGACAGCAUCACGAAUACCUAUAUCAAUAAUAUCGCAGCCAGCAAGCCUAUAUCCGAGACUGGUGCGGAGCAAAUGCUACUGGACUCGUACGUGCUCAAGAAAGGUUUCCAGGAGCUAGCUACACUCAAUGCUGAGCCUGGCACACCUCCCAACCAAGCCUUUAUCAAACGUGUUAACCAAAGCACUGCUAAGCUUGACCCACUGCUUAAGACUCUACAAGUGCGAUCAUCGCCAUCCGAAGCGUUGGUGCAAGCCUACCUCAUUCAUAUACGCGACCGCUCAGAGCCCAAUUUCCGCAAGAUACUGGAGCUUAAAGGCAUCACACGAAAGCCAGAACAGAGCCAUCUAAUGGAACUGUUCAAUGCGCACAAAUCUAGCUCAGCGAAUGAAAGUCUACAGGCUACGAAUCCGCUCAUCGGCUCAUUGCAGCUUUCAGCCCAGCCUACUGUUGCCGCUGGAACCUUACAGGCCAUCAAGGACAGCACUCUGCCGACAUCGUCGCCAUCAUUACCCGCACGAUUUGAUCCGUCCAACUUUGGCACUGCGCUUAUGAACGCUGCUCGUGAUGCCGGUGAUCGCAUAGCUAGCCCGCAUCUUGGUGUGGCCGCUGGGAUUGCGCCAUCGGCUCACAAUACUGCUGCUGCUAGCCGUGCUACUAGUCCACCCGCUCCUGGCGGUGAUAUGGACAUGAACGGGGAUGGAGAGAAGGUAGCGAGCUUGAAUGAGAACCUGAAGAAUAUUGGGAAGUUUUUUCGAAGAGACGUGGGCAGUUUUGGUGGCUUCGGACGGAGAGAAGAUGCUUCGCGGAGGUCGUUGGAUAGGAAAUAG
Recurvomyces mirabilis is the source of this 2595-nucleotide messenger RNA. RefSeq names its product Vacuolar protein sorting-associated protein 53 (gene VPS53). The record is from RefSeq and is a predicted model, not a curated record. The coding region runs from base 1 to 2595 and encodes 864 amino acids. The transcript has 2 exons. Lineage: Eukaryota; Fungi; Ascomycota; Dothideomycetes; Mycosphaerellales; Teratosphaeriaceae. Gene Ontology annotation, biological process: retrograde transport, endosome to Golgi. Gene Ontology annotation, cellular component: GARP complex.